AUGGAUUACACUAACAAAAAUGAAAGACGUCUGCCAUCUCUAGCCUCCCUAACAAAUGACUUGUCUCUUCCUCCUCCGAUAAGUGCUGCCCCACCUGGUUACAAGCGAGAACAGGAAAUUGGUUACAUGAAUACCGAAUCACAAAUUAAGCAACCGCCAAUAGGCAGUUUUGCAAUUUCAAAUGAUUAUUAUAAUAACAGAUCAAGAAUGCCAUCCGGGAGUGGUAUGCAAGUUUCUUCACUGGAGAAAAAUAACUGGCCGUAUAUUUCGCCUCAACAACCUGGCCAACAGCAGCCCAGCGAAAUUUCGGCGUUUGGCAGAAUACCGAAUACCACAUAUGUAAGAAAGGUAUAUCCUGUUGAUAGGGUUUACACCAGUGUUUCUGCUGAACAAAGAGCACGAUGGUUGAAUAACGAGACCGCAAAACAUCAGAGUCAAUUUAGUGGAUCAAAGAUGCAAUCGAAUAUUAUUCCCUCCUCUAUUUAUCCACAGUCAACAUUGCAACCACAGCAGCAGUUAUCACAUGUCAACACUACGGACCCGACAGGAUUUAAAGCACUUACUGUAGCGGCAGUUACACUGUCAGAUUCGAAAAAUGAGAAUGUUGGCUACAACGCAGAUGGUAACAUAACAAAUCGAGAUAGGAAUGUUCAACUGAAAAAGUUCAACAAUGGCACAGACAUUGGAUCGGAAAGUCGGCAAAUAUCCGCCAAUUCAAGUAUUAUGAGUGGCGAUAUUCAAUUCCAAGGGCCACCAAAGACAUCUAGAUUUUAUAGAUUUUUUGUACCAGACUCGGGAAAACAUCAAUUUGUUAACAAAGAUGCUUUUUCUUUAAUGCAGGGUCCAAACAGCUCGAUAUCCGCUGCUCAAAAAUCUCCAUUGGGAGCGAAAAAUAGUAACGUUACUCAUCAUUACAAUCCAUAUAUUUACCCUCAAAACAGGAAUCGGGUAAAUCCACCUCCCGAUUUUUUGAGCAGAGUACGUGACUCAUAUGCUGAAUCUAGUCCGACAAAAGCAGAUCCUAUCCCAAUAUUACAUCCAACCGAGAAACAGUUCGCAGAUCCAAUCAGAUAUAUAGAAAGUUUACACAAACUUGGCGAGAAAUAUGGUGCUGUCAAGAUCGUCCCGCCCCACAGCUAUAAUCCUAAAUUUGCGGCCAAUCUUGAAUCACUGUGGUUCAAAACCAGAAGGCAGUUGUGGAACUCUCCUGUUAAUGAGCUUGAUGCACGAUUCGAAUUCCAUAUGCAUGUUUUGGAUGCCCAAGAGAAGGGAAAGUUCUCUUUCAACAAACUUCCCUGUAUCGAUAAGCGUUCCGUUGAUCUAUGGAGACUUCACAAAUCGGUCCAGCUUAGAGGAGGAUUUCAGAAGUGUUGCGGUGAGAAGAUGUGGGCUCAGAUGGGUCGGGAGUUAGGCUUUUAUGGCAAAAUAACAAGUUCUUUGUCUUCGUCUAUUAAAUCUGCCUACAUCAGGUAUAUCUUACCUUUAGAGCUCGAAAACAUUCGUAAGAGAAGUCUUAAAAAUAAACAUUAUAUUUCUGGGAAACAGCAUAGGAAAAGAAAUGGAAAAGUGUAUCUUCCUAGAAUAACUGGAUCUGCGUAUGCAUUUAGGAGAUCAAGAAAUCAGCUUAUCUGCAGUGGUUUUAAUCCAUAUUUUGAUCAGGGAACAACUCAAAAGAAAGGUAUUACAAUAAACGAUAGUAAAACCUUGCCAUGCUAUGAUUUUUAUGAAUGGCAUCAUUGCAAAGAGGUUAACGAUACAUCACCAUACCAAACGCGUGUGUCAUCUCUCUACAACAUAAGGCAAUGUAACGAUAAGAGCAAGGUAUUAAAGAGAAUGACGCUCGAUAAUAUGUGCUUUGAAGAAGGUGAUCCUAGAAGCGAGGACCCGCAUGUACUUGAAAAUGCAUUUUGGGAAUAUAUGAAUGACCCUGAAUCUGUCUUAGAGACGGAGUCUGCAUGCAGAAUUUCAACAACGAUACAUGAUUCUGGGUUUGACUCUAGUCCCAAUAAAGAGACUGCGAAGUAUUUUUUGAGUCCAUGGAAUUUUCAUAAUCUUCCUGUAUGCAAAAAUUCUAUUUUGCAAUACUUGAAUACUGGCGAAUACUCUGUUUUAUCUCCGUCAAUGACUUUUGAUAUGUUUUAUAGUGCUCAUAGUUGGACGGCUGAGGAUCAUUGGCUUUACAAUAUUGAUUACGAACAUAUGGGUGAUAAACGAAUUUGCUACUUUAUUCCUUUGAAACAUAGGGAAAAAUAUGAGACUCUUCUAGAAAGACUAAUAAAUGAGAAAGAGGAAGAAGAUGCUGAUUUAUCCAAUUGCUAUAGUACAUUUAAGGAAAUGGUUAAUAAUGAAGACGUCUAUUCAACGACGGUUGAAAACAGAGUUCUGACAGAUGGUAUGGCAUCAAGAUCUCACGCUAAGGAUACAAGAUUUGAGCGAUUUGUGAAACACGAAAAGAGCAAGCGUGUAAAUCAAGAUAUAUUUAUUUCGCCACAAUAUUUGAAGCAGCAUGGAAUCGAAGUAUACGGUUGUAUUCAAGAACCAGGUGAGUUUAUUGUCAAAUUUCCAGGGGCAUUUGGUUCAUCUAUAUCCUUUGGAAGUUGUGUUUCUGAGAAUGUGAAUUUUGCGACACCAAGUUGGUUGGCAUUGUCUGAGCUGUCACUUAAAUGGCUUCAAAAACAGCAGGUUACACCUGCAUUCUCAAAUUUUGAGUUGCUUUUAAACAUUUCAAGAAAGUGUAAAGACUUAUCCGUGUUAAGGGAGUUGCAACCAACGCUAGAAAAUAAAAUUAACGUUGAGCUCAAGCAGAGGGAAGCUGCCCGUACAUAUUGCAUGGGAAAAUUGAAAGAAAGCACUGAUAUUUCUUCUGCCUGGAAGAAUGAAUUUCAUAUCACAGAUGCAGACUUGCUUGAUUGCCGUCCUACAUUUAUUCUCCUUAUAGAUCGGGUUAGGCAAAGCAGCAAAUUCACAAUGUCUUUAGAAUAUUUUUUAAACCAUUUUGAUGUGAAUAAUGAUUUUCGGGAUUUCGAUGCAAUUAUGAUGUUGUACUUUACUGAUGGGGAACUAAACAAAAUUAAGAAUGACCUUCAGUAUCGUUUAAUGACAUGUGAAGCUUGGAUUAAAAAGUAUGAGAACUCUAUUCUGGAGUAUGAUCUUCCGCAGAUGGAUUUAGCAAAAUUACUAGUUGUUGAAGGGGAAAGAAUUUUAGAGAAUAAAUCGGUCACUGAGUUGGAUUUCAUAGUACAAAAAACGAGAAAUUGCCUUGCAAACUUAAAAAAGCAAAUCUCACUUACAGAAACCUGGUCUUUCGCCGCUAAGAAAUUAUUGCAUAAGAAGAAUUCCAACAUCUGGGUGAGUAUUUCCGAGAUAAAAGGUCUUAUGAUGAAGAUUUCAGAUUUGGUGCUCAUAACCCCAGAAAUCGAAGAGUUUAAAGACCUGGCAAAGGCUGUUUCAAAUUUAAAUAGAGAUAUUCAAACUAGAAUUUGUGAUGCAGAUGAGCAUAAUUCCCCUGUUUCCAAGUUGAAGGAGUUAUAUAACAAGGGACAGCAACUUAAAAUUAAAUUUGGUUUACUGGACGUUUUAAGCGAUGUUGUUAAGCGACGUUUGUGGACUGAUAAAGUCUGGUCAGUCGAGCAAGGAAAACUUUUAUAUUCCUAUGAUGAUCUUUUGGAGGAGGGCAGACAUAUCGGAAAGCGUGAGGAUGGUGCAAUUUUAGAAAAGUUACAAAAUUUAAAUGAAACUAGCAAGGAACUUGAGAAAGAGGCUCAAACUUUGAAGGAAAGGUCCUAUACGCAGGUAUCUGGUGAUGAAUUGAAGCAUCUCAGUAAGAGGCUUAAUAGAAUUUGGAUAGAUGUAUCCAUUCGCUCAGACAUCGAAGCACUCGUGAAAGAGUACGAAAAUUCGGGUUCCUAUUUGAAAAGUUUGGUUACAACCUUCAAAGAAAUUCAGGAUAAAAAAAUAUCGAAUACUGAAAUUAUGGUUGUAAGCUUGAAGGACAUCUCAACCAACAUUUCAAAAGCAUCAAUGUUCAUAGAAUUACAGUGUCUGGUAAAGCAGGUACGCGAAAAAAUUGUGAUGCCAUUAGAAUGCUUUUAUGAACGUAUGAAAGAAGCUUUUGUUGAAUUUCCAAAGGACGAGAUGACACUUGAACAUUCACUUGAGAGAAUGGUUCUUCACGAUAAGCGUAUUUUUGGCGAAAAGAUGGAUAGUCACAAUUAUUGCGUUUGUCGAAGUUCUAAGGAAGAUGAUGCUAUGAUAGAGUGUGAAGCAUGCCAAGAAUGGUAUCACUUCAAAUGUUUAGGGUUAGAUUCGGACAGUAUCAGCAGUGAAGAUCUAAAUAAAAUGGGCUUUUUCUGUCCAAUAUGUGACUUUGAUGAUAAGUUGACAACUACAAAGCAGCAAAAUGAAAUUAGAAAUAAGCGCCCUCGCAUGGAAGCUCUGGAGAAUUUGUUUUCCUGGAUAAAGCAAAAUAUCACAGUUCGGUCCAAGGUGGUUUCAUUGAUUGUUGAACUCUACGAAGAUGGAGCUAAAUUCCGUUCCGAUUUUCAAGAAACGCUAAUUAAGUAUAAUAGUGAAGGAGAUAUUUCUGAAACGGAUCAAGACAAGGUACUUUUUGUCCUCAGAAUACUGGAGGCCAGUAGUAUUAACUUCACGAAGGACAGAGAAGAAUUAAGGGGGAGAUUGCGUGCGCUAUAUGACAAAUGA
Brettanomyces bruxellensis is the source of this 4701-nucleotide messenger RNA. RefSeq lists its product as uncharacterized. The record is from RefSeq and is a predicted model, not a curated record. The transcript has a single exon. Gene Ontology annotation, cellular component: nucleus. Gene Ontology annotation, biological process: chromatin remodeling. Gene Ontology annotation, molecular function: DNA binding; histone H3K4me/H3K4me2/H3K4me3 demethylase activity. Bases 1 to 4701 code for a protein of 1566 amino acids. Lineage: Eukaryota; Fungi; Ascomycota; Pichiomycetes; Pichiales; Pichiaceae.